Haemonchus placei is the source of this 210-nucleotide messenger RNA. Lineage: Eukaryota; Metazoa; Nematoda; Chromadorea; Rhabditida; Trichostrongylidae. The record is from the annotation of a GenBank genome assembly.
AUGUUCAGCAACGAGUCGUUCAGUUCGAGCGUCUCCACUACGAGUUCAUCAUCUUCUACACAUCAUUUUUCUGUGGAAAAUGUCGUACACUUCCCAAAUAAGCCUCGACUAUCCAUUGAUGCCACCGCUCGUGCCUCCAAUGCCAUACGCCUUUCACCUGGAUUCAUCGAAGCUGGUAAGAGUUUACUACAGUUUGGCAACCCCACCUAA